AUGAACUAUCUGGUAACCAGAGAUCCCAUGAACGCGCACCAUAUAUUAAGCAAAAGGUUCGAAGAUUAUGUAAAAGGUGCCGAUUUUCGCGAGGUUUUCGCUGCGUUUGGCGACGGUAUUGUUGCCGCGGAUUCAGAAAAAUGGAAGGAGAUGAGGUCCUUGUUCCAUUCUUUGUUCAAACACAAAAGCUUCGAGAUUUUGUUAGAGAAAACUAUUCAGAAGAAACUUCAAAAUAGCUUGCUUCCGAUAUUAUCAAAUCUUUGUGAAGAGACUACGGUGGACCUGCAAGAUCUCUUUUGUAGAUUCACAUUUGAUAAUAUAAGCUCGUUAGGGUUAGGGUUUGAUCCCAAUUCCCUUUCAAUUGAGUUCCCUGUUGUUGAAGCUAAGAAGGCUUUCGACGAAAUCCAAGAAUGCAUUCUUUACCGACACGGAGUGCCGAGAAGUGUUUGGAAGCUUCAAGAAUGGCUUCGACUCGGCGAAGAGAGGAAGAUGGCGAAAGCAUGCAGAGUUUUUGACAAUUUUCUAUGCACUCUUAUAGCAUCUAAGCUUGAAGAACUAAGCAAAAGAGAAACUAAUAAUAAUCAUCAAGUUGAUGAAAGUGUUCUUCAUCAAUUUGAUAGCUUGCUUGAGGCGGUUACAAGAGACGAAGCGCGACGCGACGAAAAGUUCUUAAGAGAUUCAGCAUUCAAUCUUUUUGUAGCUGGAAAAGAUACAAUUGCUUCGGCUCUUACCUGGUUCUUUUGGCUCGUCGCUACGCAUCCGUUAGUGGAAGCUAAGAUUCUUGAAGAAAUUCGAGAAGUUUUUGGCGCUAACGACGGAGAACAGUACAGAAUUUUAGGCAUGGUGGAUGCGAAGAAGCUAGUUUAUCUUCACGGCGCUUUGUGUGAAGUUUUAAGACUUUUUCCUCCAAUACCUCUGGAGCGCAAGCAGCCUAUCAAAGCUGAUGUGCUUCCAAGUGGACAUGUUGUGGAUUCGGAUACAAAUAUUGUAUUUUCUUUCUACGCAAUGGGGAGAUGUGAAGAAAUUUGGGGGAAGGAUUGCUUGGAGUUCAAGCCAGAGAGAUGGAUAUCUGAAAAAGGAGGAAUAAUUCAUGUGCCUUCUUACAAGUUCAUUAGUUUUAAUGCAGGACCAAGGACUUGUUUGGGUAAGGAUAUGUCUUUCAUUCAAAUGAAGAUGGUUAUAUCUGCUAUUUUGCGCCACUAUUGUGUACAUUUGGUGGAGGAUCAUCCUCGAGUUAUUCCAAGCCUUUCAAUUGCGCUUCUAAUGAAAAAUGGUUUGAAGAAUGCUUCUUUGAAAGUAAGCAUUGUCCAAGUAGAGGAACUUCUUCAGGGAACUCUUCUCCGAACACCUCUUACCAAACUCUGA
Messenger RNA from Arachis stenosperma, 1365 nucleotides. Its product is annotated as alkane hydroxylase MAH1-like. The transcript has 2 exons. The record is from RefSeq and is a predicted model, not a curated record. Gene Ontology annotation, molecular function: oxidoreductase activity, acting on paired donors, with incorporation or reduction of molecular oxygen; monooxygenase activity; iron ion binding. NCBI's taxonomy places the organism in Eukaryota, Viridiplantae, Streptophyta, Magnoliopsida, Fabales, Fabaceae. The coding region runs from base 1 to 1365 and encodes 454 amino acids.